This is a messenger RNA of Rhagoletis zephyria (snowberry fruit fly), 2448 nucleotides long. RefSeq names its product sarcolemmal membrane-associated protein-like. The record is from RefSeq and is a predicted model, not a curated record. Lineage: Eukaryota; Metazoa; Arthropoda; Insecta; Diptera; Tephritidae.
UUUCUUAUUCAUAUCUUAUUCACACAGGUUUUGAAACUGCUCGAAGAUAAAAAUUCAUAUCAAGUAACAGCGAAGGAAGCCUUACGUAAAGUUUACCAAGAGCGAUGCGACGCUUUGCAAAUGCUCUCGAAAAUGGAAUUGGCGUAUGCCAAUUCCGAUGGCGAAUGUAAAAUUUUGCGCGAUCAAAUUAUGAGUACGAAACAGUCGCUACAGGACGUUAACACACGUUUGCAGCGCCUCGAAACCGAUUACAAUGAAUAUAAAGAGGAAGCCGAACGUAAACAACAGGAGAUUAAAGAACAAGAGGAGCAGCGUAUUGCAGAUAUAUCAGAGAAAUUGCAACAGCGUGAAUUAGAGUGCGACGAUUUGCGUCGCCGUGUGUCUGAAUUCAUGCUACAGCAUGCUGAGUUGGUGGAUGAUGAGGAAAAAAAAUUGCAGUUACAGGCCAUUGAGAAGCUAGAUGCUGUAAUAGGCGACAUGGAUUUGGGAGAGGAUGACGACGAUGAAGACGAGAACGAGAACGAAGCGAAAGGGGACGAGGGUGAUAUUAAAAGUAAGGAAGAUGGCAACGAAAAAGAAUGUGCCAAAAAUUAUUUGCAUCAGCCGAGAGUCACAAAAAGUUUAGAUGCAAUGAAUGGAGUGGACACGAAAAUCCUGAUUAGCAGCGCCGAAAAAGAGGUUUUAAACACUUCAUCUCAAUCGGAUGUUGCCCUAAAGAAAAUCAAGCAAAAAGGUAACGCUAAGGAAUCGACGAUUCUCAAAUGGCUGCAAAAUUCCGAUCUGAAUCAAAAGGAAGGUUCCUUCGACAUUUUCAAAGCCAUUUGUAAUGAGUCUGAUUCGAGCGAUGAACAUGAUCUUCCAGUGAAUGAAAAUGAUGCCGUGAACGUUGACAGUGAAAGCGGUAUUGAUACGAAUACUACCUCACUCGAGGAGAUUAAGCUAAAAUACAAGAAAUCCAAAAAUAAAUUGCAAAGCGUACAAGCUAUACUAUGUCAAUUGGUAGAAGCAGAAAUGGCGAAAGAGUGCUAUAAAUCAACAGGUGCUGAUGUAACUGAGCACAUCGAUGCAGAAAAUGAAAAUGAGGCUUUAAAAUUGUCACGAAAAGAGGACGAAUGCACUUCGAAAAAUGAUGAGCAGAGGUUGGCUUUGCUAAAAUCCAGUGUAGCGAUUCUUAAUGAGGCGUACAAAGAACUCUGCGAUAGCCUUACUGAGCAAGAGCUACACAAAUCAUUAGCAGCGGACAUAAAAGAGAUAUCACCGCCACCGACAAUAACUGUACAAACACAAUUGCAAAACAAUGCGCCAUCUAAAACAGGUGGCAGUGCCACAAGCAAACUGCUCUCACAGGAUACCCUGAAGCCGCUUACAGAGGCUGUUGAGGAUGAAGCGGCAUUAUACGACUUGGAUGAGAAUAAUCUGUCAACGGCAAAGGCAUCAAAAAAUGAUGAAUGCACCACUACAGUGACCACACCUUCGACAAUCGUUUCACCAGGCGAUGUAGCGGAUAGAGAAAUGAGUAUAAGCGAUGAAGUGCGCGCAUAUCAGGAUCAAAUAAAAGAGCUUAAUCUAAAGCUUGAACAAGUGGAGAGUGAUGCACAAAAUACGCUAGAGAUAAUGCAAAUUGAAUGUGACACUUUCAAGGAGAAGGUAACUCAAUUGUCCAAAGUAGUUCAAAAAGCGUGCGAAGAGAAAAAGGAACUUGAAAGGUUGCUUGAUGAGCGGACCAGUAUGGAGAAAACAGUUAUGCCGGCAGAACAAAUUAAUGAUAGAAAUGAACAACAAAUGGAUGCGGUCAUCAAAUUACCACUGAGUGCGCCAUCAUUGCCUUUGGCUAGCGAAACGAAAAAUGAGUUUGAGCUGCAUGAGAGCUUCGAUGAUGAAUUGCUGUCCUCGGAUAACAAAAGUGUUGCUGGUGGCAAAAUGGAUGCCGAUUUCGAAACGCAAUUGCGUGAAGACUUAGCGGCCAUAAAUAGUACUGCACUGCAGCGGGAGGAGGAGCUGAUUGUGUACAAAGAACGACUGGAGAAGACGCAAAACGAUAAUCUGCAGUUACGCAACGACAUAGCGGCACUGCUACUGAAAUCGGGCACACAGGCUCAAACGCAUAUGGUGAAGCAAAUGCUGGCGUACGGCACAGCAGUAUUGGCUAUCAUUGUUUACUUAUUUACAAUGUAUUUCUAAGUGCUGCUGUUUAAUCUAUGUUUAUGUCGUAAGCAAAUCCAAACGAGGAACGGAGAGAUAUAUACAAUACGACGGAGUGGGAGCAUGUGAAAGCUAAAUUAGAUAAAACUAGAACCAAGCGAACGAAUACAGCGAAAAUACAGCGAGAGUUAGCAAAAUAUUGUUAUUAAAAGUUGGUGCACAGUGUAAAUUCAUUCGCUACAAUGGUCACACGAGAUAAAAUGGCUGCCAUGACAUAAGGAUUUAAAGCUUUUUAAAAUCUUAGAG